GGAUUGCACACUCAUCGCUCGUCACUCUACACUCACUACACACUCUUCACCACUCAUUCGUCACUCUCCCUACACCCGCAGCGUCGGAAGCACACCCAUGCAGCUCUGAGGGUCAACGCAAGCAGCUGAGCUGCCUGUCUAAAGCGCGGUGCGUCGAGCUCGCCAAGGCUUAGGUAUCACAAACAUGCUGUCACCAAAUGCACCACGCCAGCAUACUCCUCUAUCUCCCUCUCCUUCUCCCGAGCCACCUGGUGGAGCGGCUAAUGGUACAGCAGCAGGCAAUGGGCACUCAUCAGGCCAAGCUCUAUCCGCAGCGACUCAUCUAGGUCAAGCUCAGAACGAUGUCUCGAGCACAGUGUCAUCCCCCCACGAGCAAGCAAGGCAGACGCUGGAGAAUUGCGCGAAAAACGCCAUUGCAGAGCUGUACCAAUUGGCCGUAUGCACUGCUGAUGUUCAGCCUGGACAGGAGCACGUGGUCGGUGCUAGAAUAAAUCAAGUCAUCGCUUCACUCUCGUGUCUCUCCGAAGCUGGCUCCAAUCAAGAUCUCUCCAUGCUGAUCGAGCCGGAUGUGAUGAACAUGCUAGACAGGGGUCGCAAUCCCGAUCUGCACACUCGCACCUUCAUGAGCGAGCUCAUCAUUCACAAUCAAAUCGUAGCUUCCACGACUAUGGCUCUUGAUUCCUACUACGACCGGCUGGCCGAUUCUGUGGCGGAAAGUUUUCCUGAGCUCGCGGAGGAUAUCGAGCGCCUCAGACAGGUCCCUGAACAAUCGCAAGCGCCCGUUGAAGGGCAAGACUUGGCGCACGAUGGCGAAGGGAACCGGCCGGCAUAAGGAAGGCAUAGCUCCUACGCCAAGCUUCCUCAGCAUGCUCUUCGUCUUGGCAUAGCAAUCUAGUCAUGCUGAAGCGUCAACCUCAGGAGAGAGGCGGAGAGGGAGCAGACAG
Messenger RNA from Ceraceosorus guamensis, 944 nucleotides. RefSeq lists its product as hypothetical. The transcript is spliced from 3 exons. Gene Ontology annotation, biological process: regulation of transcription by RNA polymerase II. Gene Ontology annotation, molecular function: transcription coregulator activity. The coding region runs from base 185 to 832 and encodes 215 amino acids. Gene Ontology annotation, cellular component: mediator complex. The record is from RefSeq and is a predicted model, not a curated record. NCBI's taxonomy places the organism in Eukaryota, Fungi, Basidiomycota, Exobasidiomycetes, Ceraceosorales, Ceraceosoraceae.